This is a messenger RNA of Apaloderma vittatum (bar-tailed trogon), 1385 nucleotides long. RefSeq names its product NIMA-related kinase 6 (gene NEK6). Lineage: Eukaryota; Metazoa; Chordata; Aves; Trogoniformes; Trogonidae. Gene Ontology annotation, molecular function: ATP binding; protein kinase activity. Bases 1 to 945 code for a protein of 314 amino acids. The transcript has 9 exons. The record is from RefSeq and is a predicted model, not a curated record. Gene Ontology annotation, biological process: protein phosphorylation.
AUGGAAGGGCAACAUAACCAUCCACACCAUCGAGGGGACCAGAACAACCCUCUCUGCAAGCUGCCGGGGCAGGAGUACCAGCAUGAUCCUCAGAGACAUUUAACGUCGUAUCCGUACCGCUGCACGUUGGCAGAUUUUCAGAUAGAGAAAAAGAUUGGGCGAGGGCAGUUCAGCGAAGUUUACAGAGCAACUUGUCUUCUGGACAGAAAACCUGUGGCAUUAAAGAAAGUUCAGAUUUUUGAAAUGAUGGAUGCCAAGGCUAGGCAAGAUUGCAUUAAAGAGAUUGACCUCUUGAAGCAACUGAACCACCCCAAUAUAAUCAAGUAUUUGGAUUCUUUUAUUGAAGACAAUGAACUCAACAUUGUCCUGGAACUGGCUGACGCUGGUGACCUCUCUCAGAUGAUUAAGUAUUUUAAAAAGCAGAAACGGUUAAUCCCGGAAAGGACGGUGUGGAAAUAUUUUGUGCAGUUAUGCAGUGCAGUCGAACACAUGCACUCCCGCAGGGUGAUGCACAGAGACAUAAAACCAGCCAACGUGUUUAUAACAGCCACAGGGGUGGUGAAGCUGGGAGAUCUUGGAUUAGGACGAUUUUUUAGUUCUAAAACCACUGCAGCACAUUCCUUAGUGGGAACUCCAUACUAUAUGUCCCCAGAAAGAAUACAUGAAAAUGGCUAUAACUUUAAGUCUGAUAUCUGGUCUUUGGGCUGUUUACUGUAUGAGAUGGCAGCUCUUCAGAGCCCUUUCUACGGGGAUAAAAUGAACCUGUUUUCUCUUUGCCAAAAAAUAGAGCAAUGUGACUACCCGCCUCUUCCAGCUGAACAUUAUUCUGAAAAGCUGCGGGAGCUGGUGGGCAUGUGCAUAUACCCCGACCCAGAUCAAAGACCUGACAUUGGUUACGUGCACCAAAUAGCGAAACAAAUGCAUGUGUGGACCUCCAGCACCUGACCCGGCGGCGAAGGCGCUGCAGAAGCCGGCACAGCUCAGUCUUACUUGAAUUCAGUUUUUUCUCAGAUGAAACCGACUGGUGCCCAGUCAGUCACACGAGCGAGAGGGUUGAGCACUCGUAGCAAGAUGCUCCAUUAUUUCUGCAGGUUAUCUGACAAGGACUCUUAGAAGGUGGUCAUGCUUUAACGUGAAGAUUCUGUGAGGUAUUGCAAGUGAUUUUUUUUUUUUUAUUUUAUUUUAUUUUUCCCUUUUAAGGCCAAUAACAUGUUACAGAUGUAGAUCAUUUAGGGGUCCUUUCCUAAAACUGUCGUGUGUAAUCUAGGAUAGAUGAUAUUAACAGGGGUGUCAGAUCAUUUGACACCCCCUCUCUCUAUCUUAACUGUAAUGUGAAAUAUUGAAAUAAUUCCUUCAGUGAAAUCACUUUAUACUAAUGUAAGAAU